Molecule: messenger RNA, 3672 nt
Organism: Clupea harengus (Atlantic herring)
Lineage: Eukaryota; Metazoa; Chordata; Actinopteri; Clupeiformes; Clupeidae
Product: inter-alpha-trypsin inhibitor heavy chain H6
Biological process (GO): hyaluronan metabolic process
Molecular function (GO): serine-type endopeptidase inhibitor activity
Source: RefSeq, a predicted model, not a curated record
UGUGGACCGUCCUUAACUGUUUUCAUGCCUAUUUUAAUGCAAGGUAGUAAUGCUACUGUGAUUAACAUGCGUUUCGUUAAACAUGUGUUUGUAAGAACACAUACACUGAUACAAAAAGUCUCCUCAAAGGUAGGAAUGUACAACACUGAUGUGGACACGCCUCCUUCCCAACAAAACAUGUCACUGCCAGUAAAUCUCAUCAUCCAAGCACAUGCACGCAUAUAAAGGACUUUACCCGUCGCUGUCCACCGUUGGAGAUUACAUGUGUGCUCGGAUGCCAUGGGACUCGUUUGGGAAGUCGCUGUAACUUCACUUUGUGUUUUGCUCGCCUGCGUACAUUUAGUGGAGUUGCGCGCAGGGGCGACCAGGGAUGUCAGAUCCACUCAGCCACAACUGGAAGUCACAGACUUUCACGUGAAGAGUACAGUGGUGUCCAGAUACGCGCGCACCACCGUCAUCAGCACGGUGUUUAACCGGCUGCCACAGGCCACAGACGCUACCUUUGAAGUGGACCUGCCAUCCACAGCCUUCAUAUCCAACUUUACCAUCACCUCCGGUGGAAAGGAAUAUGUGUCUCAGGUCAAGCAAAAACAGGCGGCCAAACAAAUCUACGAUGAAGCCAAGAAGAAAGGGAAAACGGCUGGACUGGUGGAGUCGAGGAAGGAGGUCCCUGGCAAAUUCAGCAUUGAUGUCAGCGUGGCCCCAGGCGAGCGUCUCUCCUUCAAGCUCUCCUUUGAGCAGCUGCUCGUGCGGAGACUGGGCCGCUACGAGCUGGCCCUGGGCCUGAGACCGACCCAGCCGGUCCCGAACCUCACAGUGGAAGUGUCCAUCACUGAGCGCACUGGGAUCAGUUUUGUACGAGUGCUGCCUCUCAGGACCGGCCAGCACCUGUCCAAUACCCUGGGAGCAGAAACUGGAUCCCCUUCCUCCACACUGGUGGAGCAGUGGUCGCAACAGAGAGCCCAAGUGCUCUACAGCCCCACCCUGGAGCAACAGACCAGCUCCUCACCCAAGGGCCUCGAUGCAGACUUUGUCAUCGAGUAUGACGUCAUUCUCACCGAUCUGAUUGGAGAUGUGCAGGUGUAUGAUGGGUACUUCGUGCACUACUUUGCUCCCCGAGAACUGCCAGUCGUGCCGAAGGAGGUGAUCUUCGUCAUCGAUGUAAGCGGCUCGAUGGCCGGGGGCAAACUAGAGCAGACUAAAGAGGCCAUGGAUGCCAUCCUGGGCGACCUGCGGAGCCACGACCACUUCAACAUCAUCACCUUCUCCUCGUCCGUGCACCCCUGGAAACACAACGCCACGGUUCCAGCCACAGCGGACAACAUCCGGCAAGCCAGAGCUUUUGCAAAGAAGAUACAGGUCCGGGGAUCCACAGACAUCAACGCUGCCCUUGUGAAAGCGGGGACGCUCCUGCGCAACUCCUCCUCUCAGUGGGGUGUGCGUGGGGUCCCCAUGGUGAUCUUCCUCACCGAUGGAGCGGCCAAUCACGGCGUGACCCAUAGGGAGACGAUGCGGGGGAACGUGAGGGAGGCGCUGGGGUCCGCCGCACUGUUUGGGCUGGCUUUCGGCCGCGACGCCGACUACGACCUGCUCCGACAGCUCUCUCUGGAGAACAGGGGUGUGGCUCGGAGGGUGUAUUCGGAUUCUAAAGCGAACCUCCAGCUUAAAGGCUUCUACGAUGAGGUUGCCAACCCGCUUCUCUCCGACGUCCAGCUGAGCUACAGCGACGACCAGGCCUUCGACGUGACCCGCUCCCUCUUCCCCAAUUACUUCCAAGGGUCCGAGCUGGUGGUGGCAGGCAGGGUGCAUCCUGGGGCACGCGACCUUGGCGUGACUCUGAACGCCUUUGACACCAAGAAGCACCUGACUGUGGAAAACAACAUCCCACUCUCUGGGGAAAGCUCCCCGGACCAGGAAGAAAUAUCCGGGUUUGUGCGUCGUCUGUGGGCGUACUUCACCAUUAAAGAGCUGCUUCUGACCGCAGAGAACGCCAGCGACCCCUCCACUCGCGCCCUCCUGGAGCAGAACGCCACCCGCCUCUCUUUGAAGUAUAACUUUGUCACGCCGGUCACCUCACUGGUGGUGGUCAAGCCUGACCUGGAGGAGGUGCCAACGGAGGAGAAGCCAUCUCCUGACCCUACUGACAAGAAAGCCAAGAACAUUCCCCAAAGAGGUCAUUCCAGAAAGGCCUUUGCCUCCUCAGCGGAUGGCGACCCCCAUUUCCAGGUGCACCUGCCAAAGCUGGAGAAGAACUUAUGUUUCACCAUCGACGGCCAUGCAAGCGAUGUGCUACGCCUGCUGGAAGACGCUGAAAACGGCAUUACCGUGGACGGCCGUCUGAUGUGGGCUCCUCCUGAGGUUGGCCACGAGGACCAGGAGCGCACUUACUUUGACCAGAUUGUCGUGUCCAGGGGUGGACCCGAGGCUGUGGUAGUCACGUUGACGCUGGAUUCGGUCAACAUCUCCCAGCCGGGACGGCCAGACAGAACCCUCCUCACCGGCGCCGUGGGCUCCGUCCGCGGCCCAGAUCUACAGGUCUCCAUCGACGAGCAGUUCCGGUGCUGGGUGGAGCUGGGGCAGGGUGUGAGCUUCCUGGUUCUCUUUCAUCAUUACCAACACCCCGAUUACAUGCAGCUGGAUCAUCUGGGCUUCUACAUCGCCAAGGGUGACGGCCUCUCUGUGGGGACUCAAGGUCUGCUAGGCCAGUUCCAACAUGCUGAUAUUAAGAUCACGGAGGAGACGGGAGGCCUGGGCACAGGUCUCAGACACAGGGGGCACAGGAGGGACAGCGCCACAGACGCUAGCACUCUGACCUUUGGGAUGCUGCAGAGAGGCACCGCACAGGUUCCUGUGACCCUGAGGAGGAAGAUGAUGAAGGACACGGUGAGGAAACGCCACACGGGUCUCUGCUGGGAAGUGGGCAAAGACGACGUGGAGAAGAUUCUUGCCAAGCCCUAUCGGGCUUACAUACGAGACACUGACGUCCUGUCUCAUCACUCCACAAACUAAGCAUGCUUGUGUGUGUGUGUGCCAAUUUAAGUCGACGACACACUCUUUUUACACGGUGCAUUGUUGGUCAAACACCAAUAUCACUCUUCAGUGGACCUAAGAAUAAGUGUGGAGAAGGGGGCACAGUAAGGAUACUGUACAUUAGGUUUAUAGAGAGCUUAACACUCUUGCACACUUAAACUAAGUGCCUGAAUGCAAACAUACAGUUGCGGAAGAGGAUUGUGAAAUGGUCACCCCAAAACCCAGAAAUCAUCCCAGGACGUGCAGUUCUACAGUUUACCCCGACUGCCAUUUAAAAUUGUCACUUGAGUUCCUUAUUACAUCAUCAAAUAGAACCUUCAGUUAGCAACAUUCCAAUCACACUAAGAACGAGAACAGAACUGAGGAGUGAGAGAACUCAACUGUGCUUAUUAUGGAUUACAAUAGUGUGUUCUCAUAGCUUGGUACCCUCAGAGAUACAAAGGGUCUGACUUCUAAAGGUGUCUAAAGGUCAAAGAUAUAAAUUGUGAUUAUAAACUAAUGCCUUGUAUAAAGUAGGAGAGAGAUUUUAUUAUAACUGGUUGUGUAACUCGAGACUUUACAUUUCACACGUAAGCAAACUGUAAUCAAAAGCACAUACAGCUGAAAUAAAUGAACAAUACAUGAAUAAAUACAGAACCAUAA